Molecule: messenger RNA, 830 nt
Organism: Solea solea (common sole)
Lineage: Eukaryota; Metazoa; Chordata; Actinopteri; Pleuronectiformes; Soleidae
Gene: trmt112
Product: tRNA methyltransferase activator subunit 11-2
Exons: 4
Coding region: 133-504 (123 amino acids)
Biological process (GO): rRNA (guanine-N7)-methylation; tRNA methylation; peptidyl-glutamine methylation
Molecular function (GO): protein heterodimerization activity
Source: RefSeq, a predicted model, not a curated record
UGCGACGUAACAAAUGCUCUUCCGGUGCACAUGUUAGUGCUACAAAUAUAACGUGAUUUGCAUGAAGAUACUUGAGCUUCGUGUGUUUAUUUGUAUUCUACUUCGAAACGUAGCGGCGUGUCGGGUUUUAACAUGAAGCUUCUAACGCACAACAUGUUGAUGUCUCACGUGAAGGGAGUCACUAAAGGAUACCCGCUGCUCAUCAAGGCAACUGAGGUGAAGGUGAAUGAGGUGGAGUUCAACCCCCAGUUUGUGAGUAGGAUGAUUCCCAAAGUGGAAUGGAGCGCUCUGGUCAAGGCUGCAGAGGAGCUUGGUCAUCGUCAAGACUUGCCUGCUGAGCUUCUGGCAGACUACGAGAAAAAUGAAGAGUUCCUGAAGAAAGUGCACAAAGUGCUGUUGGAGGUGGAGGUGAUCGAAGGCUGUCUGCAGUGUCCCGAGUCUGGACGAGAGUUCCCCAUCACCAAAGGAAUCCCCAACAUGCUGCUGAACGAGGACGAGGUGUAAACACAAGCACAACAAUUCUCAUUAUACAACCUCACCCCUAACUGUCAUUCCAAUGGGAUUGUGGGUGUUCAGAGAGAGAGGAGAGCGGUUGGACUCUGGUUUGAGUUGGAGCCAUGAAGAAAAAAAAAAAACUGUUUGGUUCAUUGUUAUGAUGACAUCUUAAGUGGGUGAUGCUGCCAAUAGAAGGGAAACCAUCUGAAGAGUAACAAAUGGAAAAGUUCCCUGAGAGUGUAACCCCCAGUGGUUUUAUCUGUAUUUAUUUUUGUAACUGUUCAGGCUCUUUCUUUUUUCAAUAAAACUGUCCUUAUUUGCACAGGCAAAAAAAA